Messenger RNA from Nelumbo nucifera (sacred lotus), 1896 nucleotides. The record is from RefSeq and is a predicted model, not a curated record. Lineage: Eukaryota; Viridiplantae; Streptophyta; Magnoliopsida; Proteales; Nelumbonaceae.
UAAGUGGACUGCUUGAAAAAUACCCUAGGUCUAGAUGCUAUUCCUUUGAUAGUUUCACAUGACAAAGCUACUAGUUUAAAUAUAAUCAGAUUUAYGCAGAAUCAACUUUCUAAGGCCAACACUUUGGGAAAAGAUCAUGUGUCUUCACAGGGCAUUCCAUUCUUAUCUCAUUUUAUCAUGUCAAGUUUAUUCAUGUCCAUCUGUAGUAUCUGUAGCAAGAAAAGUAGGAAGCUGAAACAAGGCAGCCUUUGCUGGGUAGUCUUAUCCCUAGGUGAAUUAGUAGGUUGCUGUUAGCCUUCUAUUAGUUUUGCUGUUGUCAUUUGAAGCUGUAUUUUAUGAAAUAUAAACUUGUAUGAAGUUCCCAAAUCCGAGAUCAAUGCACUGCAAAUUGAUUGGUUUUUGCAAAACCAGUGAGGCAAGAAUAUCAACCCUUAAUUAAAAAGAUUUUCCUAGUAUAGUUACAGAAAAUCUUUUUCCCAUAAUCCAAAUAGCUUGUAAUAGAUAUAUGUUUCCCAGUCAAUUACUAUUCCGUAUUUUGGAGGUUCUUGUUAUGUGCCUAUGUGAGAAAUGGGAAUUUAGUUUAAACUUUAGGAGAGUCAUUACCACCUGCAAAGAGGAUCUAUGUCUGCCCAAGGAAGCUUUCUUCCUUUUUGCAAAUAAUGGUGUUCUGGAAGGUUUCAACUCAUUAAAAGCAAUUAACUCAUUGCCAGUGGUCAUCCACUCAUCCUCCACUUUAGUCCAUCAGCAGGUUCUGGUGCAGGAGCAGACACUUCAUUUGUCAGGGAAAUCAAUCAUGAUUUUGAGGGUUGCUUGAUUGAGGAAUCCAGGUCCCUCCAGUGUCUGAGGUACUUUCACAUGUAGGAAAUAGAGAUCAUCCUUGUUCCUUCCACCUUGACUGGAGAUGGUAGUUUCAAUGGAGUUCAGAUGCCUCUUCUUCUCUGGGGUCUUAGGUUGAAUUGCUCCUUGGUGCUUGUCUGGAGAAGUAGUUGAGUUACUCUUUGGAUUUUAACUGCAUGGUAGAAGGAAACUGUCAAAUGAUAAUUAGCUAGAUGAAAAAUGGCUAUUUAUCCUUUGGGGCACUAUAUUAAGGGAUGAGGUGGGAACACCCCAUUCAGAUUGGAUCCCUAUAUCUGCUAAUUUGUAUGCAGAUAAUCUCAUUGGCUUUCGCUUAAAUUUCUGUCUGACUUGCUGAGUUGCAAUAAUAUGCCAUUGCUUAAUGAGAUAUUUCCAGUUCAAGCCUUAUCAAGAUCUUUCUAAUGUUCUACCCGUAUCUUAGUUUUUCUGCAAAACUCUGUUCAAGGCAUCUGACAGUGAAAAUAUGAUGAUUCUGUUGCAGCCUCUGGCCAUACUUGCAGACAAGAAAUGUAAGAGAUGUGGGUUAUAUGAAGAGGACACCAUAAAAUCAGAUGAUGUAUUUGAUGAGUGGGAACUUUGUGCUUCUGAUUUUAUAGCUCCAGAUGGAUAUUAUGUGCAUUUCAAGGACAAGGAAUUCAAUGCUACAUUUUUAUGUCCCCAGUGCAUGCUUCUUGAAGAUGGUUCUGAUCAUAUUUCUGGCUCACAUGGUGGAGUGAAUGCGUUUUGGGUGAUAGUGAUCGGUGUGCUAAUUUCCAUUGUAUCUAUUCUUGGAGCAGUGGCUUCCUACAAAUACUGGAAGAAGAAGAAGAGAGAACAAGAUCAUGCACGCUUCCUAAAGCUUUUUGAAGAUGGGGAUGAAAUUGACGAUGAAUUGGGCCUUGGCAAUCCAAUAUGACAAAUCAUGUAUUCUAUUCAUUGUUUGAGGCUUUCCUGCCCUGUGUAUAUUAUUAGCAUAGUUGUGUACACUAUGAACUAGCACUCUUAAGUUUUGAUGUARGCAAAUUUUGGAAUACACAAGGAAAAGGUUGCGCUUAAAGAAUA